Messenger RNA from Boleophthalmus pectinirostris (great blue-spotted mudskipper), 729 nucleotides. It is a transcript of the gene pdx1, whose product is annotated as pancreatic and duodenal homeobox 1. The transcript is spliced from 2 exons. Bases 1 to 729 code for a protein of 242 amino acids. Gene Ontology annotation, molecular function: DNA-binding transcription factor activity, RNA polymerase II-specific; RNA polymerase II cis-regulatory region sequence-specific DNA binding. The record is from RefSeq and is a predicted model, not a curated record. Gene Ontology annotation, cellular component: nucleus. Gene Ontology annotation, biological process: regulation of transcription by RNA polymerase II; type B pancreatic cell differentiation. NCBI's taxonomy places the organism in Eukaryota, Metazoa, Chordata, Actinopteri, Gobiiformes, Gobiidae.
AUGCAUCGGGAAGAUCAUUUUUACCCCUCACAUGUUUUUAAAGACUCCUGUGCGUACCAGAGGCCCCAAGGGGCUGAGUACAACAGCAGCCCACCGCCCUGCCUUUACAUGAACAGACAUGGACACUCAGUGUACACACCUCCGUCUAUGGGAGGCUUGGAGCAGGCCAGUAUGCCGACGGGAUCACCUUCUUUCUCCGCACCGCUCCGAGAUGAGGCAGCGCCUCAGCUCCACCACCCACAGGUGCUCCAACAGCAACCUCAGCAGGCUCCCGCCGCCUUCACAGAACCCAUGGAUCAAUGUAGGUACCAGUUCCCCUUUCCCUGGAUGAAGACCACCAAGUCUCAUGCACAUACAUGGAGGGGCCAAUGGGCAGGGCCCUAUGUAAUGGGGGAGACCGAGGAGAAUAAGCGCACGCGGACAGCGUACACACGGGCACAGCUGCUGGAGCUCGAGAAAGAAUUCCUCUUCAACCGCUACAUCUCCAGGCCUCGGCGCGUGGAACUGGCCCUGACUCUGAGCCUCACAGAGCGCCACAUCAAGAUCUGGUUUCAGAACCGACGUAUGAAAUGGAAAAAGGAGGAGGAUCGUCGUCGGGCUCGGGGUGCAGACCAGGAUUCCUCCAUCUCAUCCGGAGACCAGACUGGAGGAGCCAUCUCCUCCAGUGGACCUCAGAGGCCCACAUCCCCUGUCUCAACGGAGGGGCUCACUGUUGUUACCACGGCAUAG